AUGGUUCGAGUGAAUGCCAAAGUCAGCCAGCUCCUAUCCGGCCGGAAAUCUCUGGAGACCAUGGUUGUGGUGGACGCGGACAAGACGCUGUACGCAGAGGACACAGCAAAGAUGUUUUGGGACGUUCUGGGAUCAGCCAGUCCACUCCAGAAGCUGUUUGGAGGCCCGCUGGGUUAUUCUGAGACGGCAUUCCUCCAAGCAGUCGUUUUGUACGAAGAAGCAGCUGAUGAGGCCGAGUUCGAGCGCGUUUGCGACGUCGUGGCGUCCAGGACCGAGAUUCACGCCGAGUUCAAGGAACUUUUUGGAAUGGCGGCAACGGAGAAUCACGUGGGAGUCGUCGUCGUGACUUGCGGCAUCCGGCGUGUUUGGGACAAGGUCCUGCAACGAGAAGGACUAUCUCGAACAGUCCAAGUUAUUGGGGGCUCGAGGAUCUCCGACGACAUGGUUGUCACGCCAGAGGUCAAGGCUCGAAUUGUCGCGAGACUGCAGCGGGAGGAGAAAGUACGUGUUUGGGCCAUUGGCGAUAGCCCGCUGGACCUGCCCAUGCUCGAGGCGGCCGAUGAGGCUAUUGUCGUCACGGGCGAGGAGCAACACAGGAGUCGAAGCAUGGACGAUGCGCUCCUGGAGGCCAUCAAAACCAGAGGUCUCAGAGCGCGACAGGCUCUGCUGCCGAGCAACGCAUCUCCGCGACUUUCGUAUGCUGUGCUACCUCGAAUCCGUCUUACCAACGAGGAGUUUCUGCGCCCCGUCUUCUCUCGCCGACGCCGUCUACACCAGAAUGUUUGGCACGCUACCGCCAAGGAUGCCGCAAAGGUGCUCAUGGCGCCAACCCGAGAUGCCUCGGUCGCUGGGCCGAGGCUGAGGAAAGCCCACGCCGAUAUAGGACUCUAUCUCGCAUGGGGAUUCCUGCCGGAGCUGCUUGGUGUCGAGGAGUACCCAAUGCAGCACGUGCAAGGUCAUCAGAUCAUGGGCCACCGCCUCAGGCACGAGCGAGAAACGACCAUUGUCGCUCUCAUGCGCGGCGGCGAGCCCCUGGCCUUGGCCUUGAAUGAGGCCUUGCCUCUCGCCAUGUUCCUUCAUGCCAUCUCCCCGGACGACAUUAAACCCCAUCAUGUUGAGAACCAAAAGACUGUGAUUCUCGUUGAUUCGGUGAUAAACAGCGGCCAGACAUUGAUCAAGUUUGUCCAACACACGCGGCGAUUGCGCAAGGAUGUACGAAUCGUCGCUGUGGCAGGCGUGGUGCAUGCCGAUGCCGUAUCCCAGGGGCACGCGCUCGCGGGCAUCAUGGAACAACAUGGCGUUCAUAUCGGAGCGCUUCGCUUGUCAGAAAACAAAUUCACCGGAUUCAAGGGCACUGACACUGGCCACAGGCUGUUCAACACGACACACUUGGCCUAG
This is a messenger RNA of Metarhizium album ARSEF 1941, 1398 nucleotides long. Its product is annotated as HAD-like domain protein. Lineage: Eukaryota; Fungi; Ascomycota; Sordariomycetes; Hypocreales; Clavicipitaceae. Gene Ontology annotation, molecular function: magnesium ion binding. The transcript has a single exon. Gene Ontology annotation, cellular component: cytoplasm. The coding region runs from base 1 to 1398 and encodes 465 amino acids. The record is from RefSeq and is a predicted model, not a curated record. Gene Ontology annotation, biological process: dephosphorylation; L-serine biosynthetic process.